UCAUUUACAGCCGGAGCUGAAGGUGAAGCCAUGGAAGAUCCACAGAAACGCUUGGUUUCGCUCUGUGUUGGCUGUGGUCAUCAGAUUCUUGACCGUUUUAUCCUGCGUGUGUCCCCGGAUCUGGAGUGGCACGCUGCGUGUCUGAAGUGUUCGGAAUGUGAGCAGCACCUGGAUGAGUCGUGCACCUGCUUCAUCAAAGAUGGGAAAACCCUGUGCAAGAAAGACUACAGCAGGUUGUACGCCUCCAAGUGCCCAAAAUGCCUCCGUGCAUUCAGCAGUCAUGAUUAUGUGAUACGUACACAUGGUGGAAUUUAUCAUGUGCAGUGUUUUCGGUGUAUGGGCUGUGAUCGUCAGCUGGUACCUGGAGACAGAUUCACCCUGCGGGAUGGAAACCCACAGUGCGCUGCCCACCCACAGCACUGCAGGGGAGUAAGGCCAGGCAAUGUCCAGUCUAAUCCUCACUGGUUGGGGCCUCAGAGGUCAGACAGAGUGACCCGUGUAAGGACCGUGCUAAGUAAAGCUCAACUGCAUACGCUGCGGAGCUGCUAUAGUGUGAACCCGCGACCGGAUGCUAUGCUGAAGGAGCAGCUAGUGGAGAUGACCGGUCUGAGUCCACGGGUCAUCAGAGUCUGGUUUCAGAACAAACGCUGUAAAGAUAAAAAGAAAAGCACAGCAGCCAGACAGAUACAGCACCAGCCACUCCAGCAGGACAGCCUGUUUGCUGCCAGUCCGGACAGUCUGGACAGGGACAUUCUGAUGACUCCACUGGAUUUCCAGAGUUUAGAGCCAUCUUGGAAACUGCUAACUAACUUCUCCUUACAUUCUGACAGCGAUCAUGACCAUGUACCAGAUCAAUAUCUGGAUUGUGUAUUAGAGACGAUGACGAGCUGCUCUUCUGCUGGAAGUGAAAUCGUGCCGAUAUCCAUUGAUCUGCCAAACACACCCAGGAGCAUCACCAGCAGCCCAGCAGAGGCUAAAAAAUAAUCUAAUCAUGCAAUAAUAAUGAAGCAUAAUG
Messenger RNA from Pygocentrus nattereri (red-bellied piranha), 1015 nucleotides. It is a transcript of the gene isl1l, whose product is annotated as islet1, like. The transcript has 6 exons. NCBI's taxonomy places the organism in Eukaryota, Metazoa, Chordata, Actinopteri, Characiformes, Serrasalmidae. Gene Ontology annotation, biological process: positive regulation of transcription by RNA polymerase II; axonogenesis; neuron fate specification. The record is from RefSeq and is a predicted model, not a curated record. Gene Ontology annotation, molecular function: cis-regulatory region sequence-specific DNA binding; DNA-binding transcription factor activity, RNA polymerase II-specific. The coding region runs from base 31 to 984 and encodes 317 amino acids. Gene Ontology annotation, cellular component: nucleus.